Brassica napus (rape) is the source of this 3137-nucleotide messenger RNA. RefSeq names its product putative F-box/LRR-repeat protein At3g18150. NCBI's taxonomy places the organism in Eukaryota, Viridiplantae, Streptophyta, Magnoliopsida, Brassicales, Brassicaceae. Gene Ontology annotation, molecular function: protein binding. The record is from RefSeq and is a predicted model, not a curated record.
AUGAGAUUAUAUAAUUUUUUAUCUAUUUAAUCUUUACCCUAAGAAUAUAUGUCGCAAGGGAAGAUGGCCGACGACAGAAGGAUCAAAGCAGCUGUAGACUUGAUUAGCAAUUUACCAGAUGAGAUACUCCAACACAUACUCUGCUUUAUACCGAUCAAAGUAGCCAUCACAACAUCCCUCUUGUCUAGACGAUGGAAGCAUGUAUGGUGCGAGAUACCUUCUCUUUCCUUAGAUGCCACUAUACUGACUGCCGCUUCGGUAAACAAAACCCUAAGUCACUACACAGCUCCCAAGACGAAGAGUUUUCACCUCAAAACCUAUAGGAGGGAAUACACUCCACACAUCAACCGGUGGAUCAAGUGCGCCAUGUCACACAACGUUGAGAAUCUUUCCCUGGAUUUCUGGGCUAAUAGUUAUCCGUAUAAGGUUCCAGAUUUCUUCUACAACAGUUCUUCUUUCAGGCAACUCAACAUUAAGUUAAUCUUUUUUCAUACGAUUGUUCCCGAAUGCACCGUGUCUUGGAAAUUCUUACGGAAGUUAUCCUUAAGUGGUUGUACUCUCUCUGAUGAAUCCUUAGCAAAGAUUCUAACCGGUUGUCCGAUUCUAGAAUACUUAACAUUGUGUCACUGCAGUGAACUAAAGGUUCUUGAUCUCCGCAAAUCACUACGUCUGAGAACAUUACAAAUAAGACGUGACAUGUCGGUACCAGGACCAACGCAGAUUGUGGCACCACACAUCCAUUCUCUCAGAUUGUUAAACUCUCAGUUAUCAUGCACUUUUGUCGAUGUCUCUUCUUUAACCAAAGCUAAACUGGAUAUUUGUUAUGUCUCGGUGAACCCUAACUUGGCUGAUUUUCUUCAAACCAUGCUGCUAAAGAUGCUAGAAAAGAUACAAAACGUAGAGAAGCUUACUUUUGGUGGAAACUUUAUUCAGAUUUUAUCUCUUGCUGAGAUUCGUGGUGUUUCUUUCCCGAUGCUCAAGGUCAAAACAUUGACUCUUGAUACAGAUAUCUGUCAGUAUGUUAUUCCUGGUAUAGAAAGACUGUUACAAAACUCACCUGAUUUAGAGACGCUAACAGCACUUUCAAGGGAUUUCAACAGCAUGCCGGGGAAGUAUCUUGACCAAUACUUGAAAUCACAAGGCUUUAAUCUAAAUACAUGCUGGAGAUCAACCUCUUUGAACAACCGUGGUGUGGAUUUAACAUCUGAGCAUGUGGCUUCAUUUGUGGAACUUAUGCUUAAACAUACAAAGAAACUAGACAAGAUGCUCGUACUGUUGGAUGAACGUUUCCUUCAGUUUGAAAUUGAAGACGUGGUGGUUCCAACAUUUCCUCACAACAAAAAUGUCAAUGUUGUGCUCUGCGCCACCAAGUUGAUGGUAUCAGAACAGUGGUGAAUCAUAGUGGUUGAAGUCUUGAGACCUUUAUUGAACGUUUCUAUUUUAAAUUAUACUUUUAAUAACUGGUGUACUUUAUUUAAUAUUGUAUACGUCGAGCCUACUGAGAACACAAUAGAAGAAGAGUUUGGAUUGUCUUACAAAAGUUUCAGGGCAUAUAUAAGUGGAGCUCAUUAGAUGUGAAUCAGUUAUGCAAUAUUUGCUAGAUUUAGCGUGGGAUGAUAUUUUUAUUAAGUGUAUGACAAGCAAUCAUUAUCUGAUAGUUCAAUAAACUGUACAAGAAAAAAAAAGAACGAGAUUCAGAACUUCAUUUCCACUUCCACAUAGACCAGUGAUUAUACUCCCUAGCUUACAAAGCUAAAUCGUUAAAAGAACGUUUAUGGCGCAAGAUUUUUGUAAGGCGUGGAAGAGGUACUACUCCAUAUGGUCGUCGAUCUCACGAGAACUUAUUAUUCAAAAAGUUCUUUAUCUUCCUAUGACUUCUUUUAUGUUAUGCUUUUAAACAAAUGUGGUGCUUUUAUUUACAGUAUACUUAACUUCUUAACAUGAACUCUAUGGCUGAGCCAUUUCCUUGUAACUUUUCUACUAUUUAAUAGCAAGCCUUUCGUCAAAAAAAAAAGAAGAUUUUUGUAAACACUUUUAUGCAUCUGUUCUUAUCUAAAUCACAAAUAAGAGAGACUUGAUUAGUAAGAGACUCUAUUUCAACCAACCUUUUAUAAGCCAAGUGCUCACUAGUUGCUCUCUAAUCAGCUUACUACAUUCAGUCCUACACUAUAUAUCAUAUUCCGGACUUAAUUAUAGCUAAAGAUUUAAGCCGCUACAUAUGUUGAAAACCUUAUCACGUUUCUCUUUGGGUGCUAAGGUUGAGCAACACUUUUUGUUUGAUGCACAUGAAAUUCGGUUCACUUGUUACUGUCUAUCAGACACAAGGAGCAAGAGAUCCUAAUGGGACAAUAAAGAUGACAGAAAAACAAUAAAGAAGUGAUGUAAAAUCACCUCGUGAACAACACGAGUAGGGAGCUUCCAGACAUUUUAUCUCUCUGAAAUAACCGCUCUUUUCCUGGACAACGAGGACCUACGCUCAUUGAAUUGCGUUAUUUCAUAACGGUUUAAGUCAUACUCAUGUUUUUUCUUCUUCAUAGAACGAACAUCAUUGACAAAGUAAUGUGCUGGACACUAAAAUUAGGGUGCCUCUCUAGUGGUUUUGUUGAGGACAAGAGCACCAACACCAACAAUGUGAGAAGCAUUGGCGGGGAUAGUAUCAGGGGUAUUAGAGAUCCAAGAGACAAGCAUCAAGUACACAGGCUCUGCUUGAUGAUAUCUACACCCACCCUUCCUGAAUAUUGAAACACACAUAAAGCAAGUCUAUUACCAAAAGUCAACAAACAAAACAGAACAAGAAAAGGUUUAUCGAGAAAAAUCUCUUACAAUAACAGCAAACUCAACAAGAUUAGCUAUAAACCAAGAGGUAGCUUUAUCCAAAUCCCCUUCUUCCCCUGCAAAUUUCAAACAAAAAUAACAACUCCCAGAAAAUGGAAAUUUCAAACCAGCGGACUUACUUGAGUCUCAAGAAAUCCCAGCAAAUGGAAAUUUCUUCUUUCAUUCUUAUGUACCACGUGUAAUAUAACAACUCCCCUAAACUGUGAUUAUUUUUUCAUCAAUUGGAAGCUGAAGCCCAUUAAUAAAGAGGAGGCCAUGUAACGCUUUUAUAUACCUAAAAAAUCAUUGCCCUAAGAAUACAG